Prunus mume (Japanese apricot) is the source of this 2374-nucleotide messenger RNA. Its product is annotated as Pentatricopeptide repeat (PPR-like) superfamily protein. Lineage: Eukaryota; Viridiplantae; Streptophyta; Magnoliopsida; Rosales; Rosaceae. Gene Ontology annotation, molecular function: mRNA binding; protein binding. The record is from RefSeq and is a predicted model, not a curated record.
GCAUUUUGCAGAAGCGAGAAAACGACAGAAAACGGAUAAGCAAAACGGCGGCACAUUGUCACCCACCACCGCCUCUUCAGUCUUCAAGCCUCUCUGCUUUCUCUUAUGUGAUACCUGUUCUUCCUUUUGAUAGCUUUUAUUCAACUUAAAAAAAAAGAAGGAAACACGCUCUGGGAAGUGAAGUUAUGGAUAUGGUGGUACCUUUAAAGCAAACCCCUGAUGGGUUUUGCUCAUUUCACAGAGUUCAUAGGAACAGUACAAGAAAGAGUGGUACUUUUUGGGGUAGGGUUAGUGAUAAGGUUGGUCCCGCCACACCCAGUUCUGUGAGGGUCUUUGUGGGCUGCAGAACUCGGUUUCUUGUUCUGUCUGAUAGCAUUCAAUGUAGAAUACAUGAUGGUUACCAGAAACAUAGGCGAAAGCCUGUACUUGUUGCAUCGAAGGUUGAAACGCUUAGUUCCAAUGGUAGGUUGCAAAAUGUUGAAAAUACCCCACAUGGGAGUUUGAAUAAAAUGGAUUCUUCGAAUGGUUUUGAGGAAUUUGAGAGUAACAAUCAGCUCCGUAGACUGGUUAGAAAUGGGGAAUUGGAAGAGGGAUUUAAGUUUCUUGAGACCAUGGUUUAUCGUGGCGAUGUUCCGGAUAAUAUUGCGUGCACGAGUUUAAUCCGUGGGUUUUGUAAGAGUGGAAAGACAAGGAAGGCGACACGGAUUAUGAACAUUCUAGAAGAGUCCGGGGCUAUUCUUGAUGUUAUAACUUACAACGUUUUGAUUAGUGGGUACUGCAAAGCUGGUGAGAUUGAUAAUGCUUUAAGGGUUUUAGACCGCAUGAGUGUUUCUCCAGAUGUUGUCACUUAUAAUACAAUCCUGCGUACUUUGUGUGAUAGUGGGAAAUUGACACAAGCGAUGGAAGUUCUUGAUCGGCAGUUGCAAAGGGAGUGUUAUCCGGAUGUCAUUACAUAUACCAUACUGAUUGAAGCAACUUGUAAGGAAUAUGGGGUUGAGCAGGCUAUGAAGCUUUUGGAUGAAAUGAGGAGCAAAGGAUGCAAGCCUGAUGUGGUAACUUAUAAUGUUCUUAUCAAUGGUAUUUGCAAGGAAGGGAGGUUGGAUGAAGCAAUCAGAUUCUUGAAUGAAAUGCCAUCAUCUGAUUGCCAACCAAAUGUCAUUACCCACAAUAUUAUUUUGCGUAGCAUGUGUAGUACUGGGAGGUGGAUGGAUGCUGAGAAACUAUUAGCUGACAUGGUUCUCAGAGGCUGCUCUCCUAGUGUUGUUACUUUCAAUAUUUUGAUUAACUUCUUGUGCCGGAAGGGUUUAUUGGGUCGAGCAAUUGACAUUUUGGAGAAGAUGCCUAAGCACGGUUGUACUCCAAAUUCCUUGAGUUACAACCCAUUGCUUCAUGGAUUUUGCAAGGAAAAGAAGAUGGAUAGGGCAAUUGAGUAUUUGGAUAUAAUGGUUUCUCGGGGCUGUUAUCCCGACAUUGUGACCUACAAUACUUUGCUCACAGCCUUGUGCAAAGAUGGAAAGGUUGAUAACGCGGUUGGGAUACUCAAUCAACUAAGUAGCAAGGGUUGCUCUCCUGUUCUAAUCACGUACAAUACAGUAAUUGAUGGGCUCUCAAAGGUGGGAAAAACAAAACGUGCCAUAGAGCUUUUGGAUGAGAUGCGCAAAAAGGGUCUAAAGCCUGACAUAAUUACUUAUUCUUCUCUUGUGGGAGGGCUUAGUAGAGAAGGAAAGGUUGAUGAAGCAAUUAAGUUUGUCCAUGAUUUGGAAGAUUCGGGUAUCAAGCCCAAUGCAAUUACUUUCAACUCCGUCAUGUUGGGGCUUUGCAAGGCUAAGCAAACUGGUCGUGCAAUCGAUUUCUUGGCUUAUAUGGUAUCAAAAGGAUGUAAACCUACUGAAGCAACAUACACCAUUCUCAUUGAAGGCAUAGCUAAUGAAGGCUUAGCAAAAGAGGCGUUGGAGUUAUUGAACGAACUGUGCUGUAGAGGGGUUGUGAAGAAAAGUUCUGCUGAACAGGUGGCAGUCAAGAUGUAGCCUUAUACACAAUUCAUCUUUUGCUCUUGGAUGGUAGGUCAUUGUUAAAUUAUGCCUUUGGAUUUCGUCAGCAACAUUUCCCAUUAUAAUGACUUCCCAGUGUCCAAUUCUUACUCUUUUUCUGCCAUGAGGAGCAGAAUCCAAAAUCAAUUUUGUUAGAUGCCAUAAAACCUUGUCCUCACAUUAUUCUUGUACUACUGAUGAAUACUUGGUUGUCUCUUCAGUAGUGUCCACUAUCUCAGUUUUAUAUAAAUAUUCAUGUUUCCUUCAUUAUGCUAGCUUGCAAUAGUGUGAUAGUUAUCUCUAAUGCUUCCAUAAUACUGGGAUGCUUUUUGUUAUAUUUUUUC